Messenger RNA from Cylicocyclus nassatus, 717 nucleotides. NCBI's taxonomy places the organism in Eukaryota, Metazoa, Nematoda, Chromadorea, Rhabditida, Strongylidae. The record is from the annotation of a GenBank genome assembly.
AUGAAAGCCGCCACCGGCCCGUCAGCCCCACGAAAUCGCACCACUCGCCAGUCCGGCUAUGGUUCAUCAUCUCCUGAUGUCAACCCAUCUCCCAAUCUCCAAUGCGAAGGUUGCUGUCUGCCUGGACCACCAGGACCAGCUGGAGCACCAGGAAAGCCCGGUAAACCCGGCCGUCCAGGAGCACCAGGAACACCCGGUGUACCCGGAAAACCACCCACCGCACCAUGUGAGCCUGCGACUCCUCCACCAUGCAAGCCUUGCCCACAGGGACCACCCGGACCACCUGGACCACCAGGACCACCCGGAGACCCAGGAGAGGCUGGAACCCCAGGACGCCCCGGAACCGAUGCGCCUAAUGGACAGCCCGGACCUCGUGGACCUCCUGGACCUGCUGGAGAGCCUGGACAGCCCGGACCUCAAGGAGAUCCUGGAUCACCCGCACAAAGCGAGCCACUCACCCCCGGAGCACCUGGAGAGCCUGGAGAUCCAGGACCACCCGGACCUCCCGGACCACCUGGAGCACCUGGAAACGAUGGUUUGCCCGGACCAGCAGGACCAAAAGGACUCCCUGGACCCGAUGGACCACCCGGUAUGGAUGGACAAGCUGGACCUCCCGGACCACCUGGACCUGCUGGAACUUCUGGAGAAAAGGGUAUCUGUCCCAAAUACUGCGCAAUCGAUGGUGGAGUCUUCUUCGAGGAUGGAACCAGGCGUUAA